GUUGGCAAUUUAACAUUAGUUUCCUUGGAUUGUAAGCAAGUGAGUGCUAUAAUUACAAUCCUAAGAUAUGGUCUUCAAGUGUCAGCCUCAGAUCCCACUUAAACCACUUCAGAUAGCUACAAGUAAGGAGUUAAGUCCUUUUCCUCGAGCCUAUGCCACUUACUUGAUUCAUCCUCUGCAAUCCUUUCCUCCAAAGACUGAAACUUCAAAAAUGUUCUCUAUAUAUCAAUCAAUACGCUCCAAACAAAGGAUCCAUAACUUCUAAUCCAAUGGCUCUUCUUCUUACAUUUCAUGCCCUUACCUCACUUCUUCUUUUUCAUGUCUCUUUCGUAUCAACCGCAACGCAUACCUCUCACCAUCACACAAGUCACUCCUCAAACCAUAACCAGCAUCUUCAGCAAGCGUACCGUGCACUUCAAGCAUGGAAGAAGGUCAUAUAUUCUGAUCCAAAGAACUUGACAGGAGACUGGACCGGUCCCUCUGUCUGCAGCUACACUGGCGUCUUCUGUGCCCCAUCCCCUUCCGACAAAAACACUCUAGUUGUUGCUGGAAUCGAUCUCAACCACGGAGACAUCGCUGGUUUCCUCCCUGAACCCAUUGGCCUUCUCUCCGACCUCGCUCUCAUCCAUCUCAACAGCAAUCGUUUCUGCGGCAUCCUUCCUCGUUCAUUGUCCCAACUAUCGUUACUCUAUGAGCUAGACCUCAGCAACAACCGCUUUGUAGGCCCUUUUCCAGAUGUUGUCCUCUCACUCCCUUCCCUAAAGUACCUUGACCUUCGUUACAAUGAGUUCGAAGGUCCUUUACCUCCAAAACUCUUCAGCAACCCCCUCGACGCCAUUUUCGUGAACAACAACAGAUUAACAAGCCUCAUACCCAAAGAUUUCACUGGAACAACCGCCUCUGUUGUUGUCUUUGCCAACAAUGAUUUCAGCGGUUGUCUGCCUCCGACCAUAUCUCACUUUGCAGAUACUUUAGAAGAGCUUCUCCUAAUCAACUCAAGCUUGUCUGGAUGUCUACCCCAAGAAGUAGGGUAUCUCUACAAGUUAAGAGUCCUUGACAUGAGCUACAACAGUUUAGUUGGUCCUGUGCCUUACAGUCUCGCUGGACUAGGCCAUCUUGAGCUGCUGAAUCUGGACCAUAACAUGUUCACUGGAACUGUCCCUCUUGGAGUCUGCGUUCUGCCUAGCCUUCAGAACCUAACCGUCUCUGACAACUAUUUCUCUGAAGAAGAAGGUAUCUGCAGGAACCUGACUUCCAGAGGAAUAGUCUUUGACGAUAGCAACAACUGUUUGCCUGACAAACCCAACCAACGGAGCGAAAAGGACUGUGAAGCUGUACUUGACCACCCUGUAGACUGCUAUGACCAUGAAUGUUCAGCCAUGGCUCCUCAGGCUUCUCCGUCUACUGCAGGACCUUCCAUUGCUCCUGCUCCAGCAAUGUGAAGAAAAUGGAAGAAGAAGAAGAAAUGUGAGGAAGAUUGGGUUGUGGCUGAAAGAAUAUGCACUAAGAUUGUAACAUUAUACAGUUUAUACAGAACACAGUGUCUAUCCGGUUACAAAUUUCGUAUGUGUAUACUCUGCAUUCAUCAAAAAAUCUUCUACACCUCACCAAGGUCAUGAACUAA
Messenger RNA from Raphanus sativus (radish), 1624 nucleotides. RefSeq names its product pollen-specific leucine-rich repeat extensin-like protein 3. Lineage: Eukaryota; Viridiplantae; Streptophyta; Magnoliopsida; Brassicales; Brassicaceae. The record is from RefSeq and is a predicted model, not a curated record. The coding region runs from base 270 to 1442 and encodes 390 amino acids. Gene Ontology annotation, molecular function: protein binding. The transcript has a single exon.